CUUUGUGUACAUCGUGGAGAGAAAUAAAAUGAGAAAAAUAUAAAAUGCUAGAAAAAAAUCAGUAAAUUUUAUUAGAUUCUAUUUGUUUUUCACUGCAAUUUCAUUAAAGUAGACGUUGGUGAUAUUCACAAUAUGAUUUGGCGCAAUUUUGGUCGACGUACUUUACUACAUUUGAUCCGUUCAUCACGACACUGCAGGACGGCUACUUCUCAGUCUGAAGUGAAGAAACUGUACAUGAGAAAUGUUUUUAAAGAUAACCCUUCUGCAAAAUAUUAUCUUCUUACAGUUGUCGCUGUUACUGCUGGUACAACAUACUACGUUUAUAACAAUCAAAAAAAGAAGAAAUUUAUAUUGAACGUUCUUCCAGCUGCCCCAAAUCACUACACAAUCUCACACUAUGAUGAAAUUGCUAAACUAAAGUCUCUUCUUGAAAGGGGUAAGACCGGUAGGUUACACGAAGUACAUAUAUCCGGACCUCCAGGCUCAGGGAAAACGCAAAUAGCACGACUUCUAGCUGAAAGUUUAAAUGAAACCAGGAAGGAAAGUUUUCAAUUUAAAAUAUGGCCAAAGGAUGAAGUAACAACUACUUUGCUUGCUCAGAGCAAGGAGUCAUUAUUGGCAAGUUUAAAACAGCUUGCUAGUAAACUGGGUUGUGAACAAGAUGAAGUAAAGUUGGAGAGCCAUGAUUUAGAGCAGCAGCUGGAUGUAUUUAGUCAAGCUGUUAAAGAGAAAUUAAAGCAUAAACCAUGUUGGGUAUUGGUUGUUGAUAAUCAUGAUGAAAGCAGACCAUUGAGAAAGUGGUUACCAGACUCUGACUGGGGGAAUGGUUAUGUUAUACACACUCUCAAUUCUCAGAAUAUUAGUGUAUCAGAAAAUGAAUGUCAGUAUACACAUUUUAGUGUGAACCAGUAAGUAUCACCUAGUGCUGUGGAAACUCCGGUUUUUCAUCUCCGGCCGAAUUAUAGCUCUGAGCUCCGCCUCCAGCCACAUCAUAAAAUAUUAAAUAAAUGUUUUACGAUCAGAGAACAUUUAUUAAUAUUAUUAUGAAUAACCCUUUUCGCGCUUCCUAAUUAUCAGAUAACAUAACUGACCGGAAACAAAAUGUUCAGUGAAAACACUUAACCACGCAGAAAAUAUCUAUAUGGAAACCAGCCUUGAAAAAUCUUUGACAGUGUUGCAAUUUUUAUAUAGCAUGACACGAGGCAUGACACUAACACUCUCAGACCAUAGUCUCAGACUCCACAGCGCAAUUGUUCGCACGCAAACAAAGUACUCUGUCAUUUUCCAAAGGUUGAUAUUUAUUUGUUUUGUACUUUUUUGGUAUCUACAAGGCAAGACUAUGUAGCGCUAAGUCAGAUGACUUCAUGAAAGCAUGAUGUUUAACAGCAGUUUGCAGUAACUAACAAUCGUUUGACAUUUGUCUCAUUUCAAUUGUUUUCUUGUCAUUUUGCCGGAGUUGGGAAAAUGUAACUCCGGCAUACAAAAUUCUGCUCUAGCGUCAGAAAAACCGCCAGAGCUCCGGCAGAACUCCAACUCCGGCGCACAGCACUAGUAUCACCUUUCAAAAGGACUUAGUACAAUAUACUUGGAAUAAGUAUAGGUUAUUGUCGAUUUCAAGUCACUUUUCAAUGCACGGUUCCCAAGUUCGUUGCGAACUUGCCAGUUACAUUUCCAAGUUCGGAAAUUGGGCGCGAACUUCGCAACAAAGUUCGCAAGUUCAUUCCAAUGUUUGAACUUUGUUUGUAAACAAAUGUUCAAUACAUACUCAAUAAUAACCAAUUCAAUGACAUACAAACUUCUUGGUGGCCUACUGGGCCAAGAACUUUCUAUUGAAUUGUCGAUUUCAACUUGAACUAUGAACAUUUGUUUACAAUAGUUCAAACAUUAAAAUGUACUUGCAAACUUUGUUGCGAAGUUCACACCCAGUUUUUGAAGGAAACAUAUUUUGCAAGUUUGCAACGAAUUUGGGAACCGCACGUUGAAAAGUGACUUGAAAUCGACAAUAAGGCCACAUAAAAAAUAUAGUUGGUUAGCGUCCUCGCCCGCAAACAAAAAAGGCCCCGCUCAAGUUUUUUUUUUUUUAUUUAAAAAAAACCCAACUUUUAUUGAUCAACAACCUCUAAUAUAUGUAAUAUUUCUGUUGACUGUAGUCAAUUGUGCUAAUAAAUUGCAAAAUUGCAUGUGAAAAUGACGGACGGGUAUGAAUUAUAUUUUGAAAUAGAUAAAAAAAAUCUGUACUGCGCAAGAAAAUCCAGUUUCGGACCUAAAACCAAAGCGUUAAAAAUUAGUAUAAAUUUUUAAAAAUAUGCCAGCCUGCCCACUUUUUGGCAAAAGCUAAGGACACUAACCAACUUUUUUUUUAUGUCGCCUAAUUUAUAGUACAGGUUUGUGCGACCGUGGUGUGACGUUUACUUAUCUUACAAUUAUCAUUAACAUAACAUUAACAUGCAUAUACUGUACAACAUUAACAUGCAUACACACCUUAAAGGAAACUACACCUUUCCCAAUUAACAUUGUAAUCAGUGCAACCACAAAUAUUCUAAGUUCACAUGCAACAACCCAUGCACACUACAACUGGACAGCAGGGAAUGGAGGGAUAUUCUCAGUUGGUAAUCUUGAUGUAUAUAAUGAAAAUGUUAUGUUUUAGACAAAUGUAAAGAAAUAAUAUUUAAUAUUCUGUGUUUAGAUUGACAAGUGAGUUUGCCAUACAGAUCUUCUCUGGUAUCACAAGUGAAUCUACUGAUGAUUUGGAAAGUCAGAGAGAACAGCUAGAAUACCUUUUAAAUCUACUCCAAUACAAUCCACUAUCAGUUGCAUGUGCUGCUAUUUAUUACAAGUAUAAAGUUCAACAAAAUAGAAACUACACCCAUGAAAAUCUGUGUACAGAUAUUGAUCAAACUGUAAAACAAUUGCAAGAAAUAGAUCCAGGUUCAAACAAGUUGCAGAUUAUUCAAAGCAGUUCAGUAACAUUAGCUACUAAAGCAUUAGGAGAAUGCUCUCCAGAACUUCUUCACGUUUUCGACUUUCUUGGAUCAUGCAGUGUUAAUAACCCUAUCCCAGUGUCCCUUUUUUCGCACCAUCUGAAAACCUCUACAUACCAUGUGCAAAUGAAGCCAGAGGAAACUGCAGAACAGAUUGUACCUACUGAAGACACCAGCUUAUCAAUGAAUGCAACUUUUGAACAGGAACAUAAUUUGUGGUCAUUCCGUGGUAUAGUUGAUCGUGCAGUGAAAAUAUAUCAAAGAAUCAAACUUGAAGUAGAUGCUAUCAGAGGUUUGUUUGGUUAUGGUGAUGCAGCUCUCGGAGCUCAAUCUAAAUCAAUAUCAGACGGUCUGGAGGUCAUUCGAUCUUGUCCGUUAUUCAUCAUUUCAAAUGAACCAAUGGCAGGUAAGUUAAAACAUAAUGUACAUGCAUUGCGUGUAAAGAGAGUGUGUUGAUCAUCUUUUUGAGGUAGUUUAGAAACAAACAAGUCUAGGGCAGCUUUUUGUAGAAUACUCAUAUAAUACACAUUUGGAGUUUUGGUUCCAACUGGUACAUGAAAAAGAUUAUUUCACGCUUCCAUAUGUGUAUUAUGCUUUCAUGAGCGCGUUUUAUCAACUACUGGCCUCCAACAACACUUGGUACUGGACCAUAGAACUUGCUUGGCACAGACACGUAAUGUGUCAAUUGCCAAUUGUCCAACCUUCAGCUUGCCUAUUUCUGCGAAACUUUCUGUAUCCCAAAUAUUCUGCAAACUCACAGUCUUAUCUUAAACCACGAAAUUUCCUUGUUAAAUCGCGGAUAAAACCACAAUCUUAAAUUUACCAUUUGCAUUUUUUAUCGCAAUGAUACAAAAAAAUUGUAAUUUGACAGCUAAAGGCUUGAUCAUUGGUAUGAAAAAAGUAAUUAAUACAAACCCAAUAUAUAACACAUGAUAACAUACCGUACCAACGUUGAAUUGCCUUUUUUUAUACAUCCAGCAGAAAAUCACGUUUUCUGUCACUUUUAUUGUUGGGGUUAAGAAAUGGUAUCCGUGUGUUGUUAUUUAGAUAUAUGCUCUCAAUAACACUUAUUUUCAUAACGGUAUUUCUUCUUGUUUUUUUUUCUUUUAGAUAUUGAAAUUGUUACAGUUCAUCCUAUUGUACACAAUGUACUCCGUCAAGUAUUCAUGAAUGUUACAAUUCCGUUACUGGAACAACAACAUUUGCUCCUUGCUGAAAGAAAACAUCAACAUAAGUCAUAUUUUGGUCGAAUGCGAAGUUUUGAUCCUCAGUCAUCCAUUGCAGAAUACCGCAGAGGCUUGGGCGAUAUCGCGUCAUUGAAAGUUGAUAAAGGUGUUGGUGAGGAGAAUUUCGGUUCAGAAAAAGCACGAUCAUAUGUUAAUAAUAUUCAUCACAACAAGGAUGGUGAUGAUAGCCCUAGUCAAACCCAGAGUCAAUAUACCUUUGCUCAUUUGCAAGAACAUUUGAGUCGUGUGGUGAAUUCUCUUAGCAACCAUUAUCGUAUUGCUGGUGGCGACGGCAAUGUUCUGGUUGCUAGGACUAUGUUGCUACCUCAUCUUGAAGCAUUACUCCAAGAAAGAAGUUUAACAGCUGCGAGUAGAGCACAAGUGUAUCGCACUAUGGCAAACAUUCAUUUUGAAGUGUUUGGAGAUUAUGCUACCGGUAUGCAACUUUUGAACAAGGCUUAUGCCGUCACUAAGGAGCGUUAUGGCGAGGACAGUCUGGAGAUAGCAGGAAUAUUAACUGAGCAAGCUGAACUCUGCAACACAACAGAGAAACUUGGUCAGAGUAAAUUGUUAUUAGAACGUGCUGUUGAGAUAUAUCAGAAGAAUAUCAAAACUUCGCAAACCAACAAGCAACCAUUCCAGUAUGGUAAAGCUCUUGUUACUUUGGGUGUAACAUGUAGUAGUCUUGGUGAUACAAGUCGUUCUAAAGAUCUACUGGAGAAAGGAUUGAUGGAAUUACAAAAUGCAGCUCCUGACGACCCCCAUGCCAGAGAAAACAAAUGGUUUGCUGCUGAAAUCAGUAGUGCAGUCACAAACCUUGGUCAUGCUUAUCUCUCAUUGGGUAAAAUCAACCAAGGCCGAAAGUUGUUAGAGCUGGCUCUGAUUGGUCACCAGAAUGUACACGGUGAUACACAUCAUGAAGUCAUUCGUACUCUGACUACAUUGAGUAUUGCUCAUGCUAUGCAAGGUAACAGUCAGGAAAGCAAGAGAUUGAGAAAUGAGGCCGGGAAAAUUAAGAAGAAACUAGACAUGAAAGCACCACUGUUUUUACAUUGAUCAACUUUUUAUUGUAUGAUUCCAUUUGCUAUUAAAAAAUUAUUGCUUUGUUGUUGAUAUUAAUAAAUAUAAUUAUAUAGGUCACAAGCAACCCUUACGUAGAGCAUCGAACCAUUUUAGGUUAAAGAUGGCAACAGAGACUAUUCAAUUUAUUAGGAUCAUAUUGUCAGGCUCAGGUUUCAGCUACUGUUCCCUGUGUUCUCAAGCAAAUUGCAACAUUCAACAG
Molecule: messenger RNA, 5489 nt
Organism: Paramuricea clavata
Lineage: Eukaryota; Metazoa; Cnidaria; Anthozoa; Malacalcyonacea; Plexauridae
Source: the annotation of a GenBank genome assembly